UCUCGUAUAUCCUCAUUCGGAAAAGCCCUCGGUGCUGCAGAGGGUUAGAUUGUGAAUCUACAAACAACAGCUUUGCUAAUGUACAAUUUGGACAGACUAAKGGUGAGGAAUAUGAGGAAUUCUUCGUUCAUCUUGAAUGUUGCUUAUAAUAACUGAAACAAAAGGAACUCUGAGAAGCAAAGCUAAAAGAUCAUUCAAAACUCAUCUAGAUGUUAAAAUAGAUGAUAUUGUUUAAGUGUUUAUUUUCCUGCCAUUAGGUGCUUGCUGAUUUCAGAUGCAYAGGUUUGGAGACAAGUGGACCAUAUGUUGUGAGAAAUUCCAGAUAGAAAUCUCUAGCCUGGUGCACUGCCGUUUGUGGCAAACUCCACCACGUACCAUGGGGAUCAUUCGACAGGAUCGGAUACAGUCACUGGUGCUCAUUCCCAUCAGACGCUGGUUGUCAGGGUACUCGCCCCGUCUCACCAGAGUCUGAUGGCCAGUGAAAUUGGGCUUCUCGUAGACCAUGAAGAGGCCYCUCUCCACCCUGCAGGAGUUGCACCUGCUCAGGUCAUUUUCUAUGAGGAGAAGAACUUCCAGGGGCGCUCCUAUGAAUGCAGCAGUGACUGCUCCGACAUCCACAUGCACCUGAACCGCUGCAACUCCUGCAGGGUUGAGAACGGGUGCUUCAUGGUGUACGACAGGCCCAACUACAUGGGGAACCAGGUCUUCUUGAGGAGAGGCGAGUACAAUGAUUUUCAGUACACCGGAAGCAUGACGGGCAUGAUGGGCAUGGCCAUGAUGGACACCGUUCGCUCCUGUCGUGUGAUUCCAACGCACCGGGGACAGUUCAGGAUGAGGAUCUACGAGAGGGAGAACUUCGGAGGCCAGAUGCACGAGCUGCUGGACGACUGCGAGUCUCUCCAGGACCGGUUUUACAUGUCCGAGUGCCAGUCCUGCAACGUGAUGGACGGCCACUGGCUGAUGUUCGAGCAGCCCAACUACAGAGGCCGGUUGAUGUACGUGAGACCAGGAGAGUACAGGAACCUCCGGGACAUGGGAACGAGCAACGUCAUGAGAAUCAGCUCCAUCAGACGCAUCAUGGACAUGUGCUGAGUGGAAGUUGUGUCUCCAGAGAAACCCCAGAACCAAAAUAAUAAAACAUACUCUGAAGUAUCUCUUUGCUUUGUGCAGUUGAAAGAAGCUUGGUUUAUUUCAUGAUAGCAAAGACUGAGUCAGAAAUAUGACAACUAAUUAUAAAACAGCUUCAUCAUAUAAAAGUCUAAACACGCAGCUGUUUAUAUUUACAGAUUAUCAGAACUUUUAAAAAAAUGUUUGGAUCUUCUCCCAAAUUCUGAUGUGUUGAAAACUAAGUCGCCCAACUUGCAAUGAAUAAUAUUAUGAAAAAAUAUGUAUAUGUUAUCUUUUAAAACAAGAAAUGAAAAUGUAAUGAUGAAUAAAUUAGCAUAUUAACACUUUUAAUGUGUUGCUUCCUGCCUUUACAUUUUAAUGAAUAUUACACCUUA
Messenger RNA from Austrofundulus limnaeus, 1502 nucleotides. Its product is annotated as gamma-crystallin M3. Gene Ontology annotation, molecular function: structural constituent of eye lens. The coding region runs from base 472 to 1092 and encodes 206 amino acids. Gene Ontology annotation, biological process: visual perception; lens development in camera-type eye. Lineage: Eukaryota; Metazoa; Chordata; Actinopteri; Cyprinodontiformes; Rivulidae. The record is from RefSeq and is a predicted model, not a curated record. The transcript has 4 exons.